UUAAUAUAUUUGUUUAUACCCUAUAGGCUACGGGACUUAGGUACAACAUAUAUGUUAUUUUUUUUAAAUAUUCUAGUUUUCAAUAAAUCGUAUUUCAUUUAAAAUUCAUUGAAUUAACAUUUAAUGUUAAUUAUUGAGUGUCAGAAAUUCAAAAUGUAUUUUUUGUUCUAAUUCACGCAAAUUCUCAAAUCUUUUAAAAAUGUAUUUAAAAACCAUUCUUUGUGCUUUUAUUAUUUUAAAUUCCUUAGUUGAAAGCGCCAGGGAAGAGCGCCCUAAGAGCCUUGAUCAAAAAGUACAGCAGCUAAAUGAUCUAUAUCAAAAGAAAUUUUUGGUUAAAUUUAAUGGUCCUAAAUUUAAGGAAUUUGUCAAAUCACCACCAAGAAACUAUUCAGUUAUUAUGAUGUUCACAGCAAUGGCAUCUCAUAGACAAUGUUCAAUAUGCGGACACGCCAGUGAUGAAUUUAUUAUUGUAGCUAAUUCAUAUCGCUACUCUCAUAGACUAACUGAAAGUCCUUUAUACUUUGGAAUUGUUGACUUUGAUGAGGGAUCUGACAUUUUUCAACUGAUGCGAAUUAAUACUGCUCCAGUGUUCAUGCAUUUUCCAGCAAAAGGUAAACCAAAACCUUUAGAUACUAUGGAUAUACAAAGAGUUGGUUUUGCAUCAGAAAUGAUUGCAAAAUGGAUACAAGAAAGAACUGAUGUACAAAUACGAAUAUUCCGACCACCAAAUUAUUCAAGUACAUUGGCAUUAUCUGUUUUAUUUGCAAUAUGCUCAUCAUUUUUAUAUGUCAGGCGAAAUAAUAUGGAAAUGUUUUUCAAUAAAAAUUUAUGGGGAGUUUUUUCUGUGUUAUUCUGUUUGAAUAUGAUUUCCGGACAAAUGUGGAAUCAUAUAAGAGGACCACCAUUAAUGCACCGUAAUCAACAAGGCAUUAUUACAUAUAUUCACAACUCUUCACAAGGACAGUUCAUUGUUGAAACCUACAUCAUAAUUAUAUUGAAUACAAUAUUGGUGUUUGGAGCUGUGAUAAUGAUUGAUUCUUAUACAAAGAAAACAGAUUCUAAGACACGUAAAAUAAUGACUGUUGGCGGUUUAGCAUUGGUUGUAUUUUUAUUCAGCGUUAUUCUAUCUAUAUUUAAAUCAAAAGCACAUGGAUAUCCUUACAGCUUUCUGAUCAAAUAAUGGAGUUUUGAAUAUGAAUCUACUUAAUUUUUUUUCUGUUUUGUUUAUUUAUUAAAAAUUGCACAGACUUUUCAAAAUGUAUCUAUUAUUAGUUCAAAAUUUUUCAUUUUAAAUUCUUAUUUGGGUACAACAAUUCUUCAAACUAUAAUUAGUUAUUAUUAUUUUCUAAGUAAAUUGUAUUUGAAAAUGCAUUAUUGUCAAUGCAUUAUCCAUAUUUGGCAAUGCAUAUACAAUAUUAACAUUUCAAUUAUAAUAUCUAUAUAAAUAUCAUAAAAAAAUCAACUGAUUUUUAUUGUUAAGCAUUUAAAAAAAAAAACACUUUAAAAUGUUCAAUAUAAUAUUUAAUAUUUAAAAGUGGUUUGUAGUUGGUUUAUUUAUUGCUAUAUUUUUUAAGGUAAAUUUAAAUUUAUAAAAGAUUAUUGAAACCAGAAGUUGGAUUUAGUAAUAUGUAUUAUUAAUUAGGAGCCUAAAAAAUCUUAAUUGAGAAGAUUAAACAAUGCUGCUCAAAGUUCUAGUUUGGAAAUAAUACUGAAAGGUUAAAUUAAGCUAUUAAAGUAGGUAAAACAUUAGUCAAACAAUUGAGUAGAUGAGUUAGGGGGGUGUAUAAAAAUAUGUGAACAUGAAAUAAUUAUUUACACAAGUGGAACCUGUGGAUAGUCAAUAAUAUACCAUUAUUACUGUGUAUAGUAAUGGUUAAUUAAUUGAAUUAAAAUGUAAUUUAUCAAUGAAAGUAAUAUACAUAUAUGAAUAUAUUUGUUUACCUUUAGAUUUUUCAUAUUGUGGGCCUUCUGUCAUACAUAAUGAAUAAUGAUAUAGCAAAAAUGUAAUAAAAAAAAAAAAUUGUUCAAAUAAUUUGAUUUUAUAAAAACUGUAAGCAUAAAGCUAUUUGUGUCAAGAAAAUGCAUAUCCUUGAAAACAAAUGUUGACGUAUAACCAAUAGAUAGGUACUUAAAAUUUUCACCAAAUGUUUAUGUAAGCAUUUCUUAAACAUAAUAUAACUUUUUAAUAGUUUCCUUCUUAUUGAUCUAUUUAUUAGUGUUUAAAAAUUUUAAUUUCUUUAAAAUUUAAUACACGGUUUGAAGGUUGCAAAUUAUUUGUAAUUGGAAAUUCAAAAAUAAAUAUUUGAUUUGAAAAUUAAAGACAAGAAAUCCUCCUCAUAAGUUUUUCUGCUUACAAUAAAAAUAAGGAAUAUAGGUACCACAAAAUUAUAUCAAGUUUUUAUAAGCAUUUUAAAUUUUUAUGGCAUUGAAUAAUAACACAUACAUUUACUAUAUUUAUUACUCCUCAAACAAUUUUUGAAAUUUUGUUGUAAUUCAAAAACAAAUAUUACUGUAUAAUACUAUUUGUAAUUUCCACAAACAUCUUUAUAUGAUAAUUUUUUACACUUGAACUUGGUAUAGUUAUUUAACUUUAAAUAUUUUGAUUUUUUCUCUAUAUACUGAAAAUGCUUGAAAAUGUUGUACAAGCAGGGUCGGAUUUAGUGGAUGGGGGUGUUACUCGGUACUCCCUUCACUUAAGAUACCUGUUUCAUUUUAGUCAAAUUUGCCAUUUUGACGUAGUAGUUGUAAGUCGGCAAUUAUGUUUUAUGUUUUAUGAUUAUAUAAUAAUAUAUUAUAUUGAAUACUCAAAUAUUAUUUAUUAUAAUAAAUAAUAAUAACUUAAAAUAAAGCAAAAUAGGUAAUCAAAAAUAUUUGUAUAAAAUUUAAUAAAAUAUAUUUGAUUUGAUAGUUAAUACUUA
This is a messenger RNA of Rhopalosiphum padi (bird cherry-oat aphid), 2918 nucleotides long. It is a transcript of the gene Ostgamma, whose product is annotated as tumor suppressor candidate 3. The transcript is spliced from 8 exons. Gene Ontology annotation, cellular component: oligosaccharyltransferase complex. The coding region runs from base 200 to 1180 and encodes 326 amino acids. The record is from RefSeq and is a predicted model, not a curated record. NCBI's taxonomy places the organism in Eukaryota, Metazoa, Arthropoda, Insecta, Hemiptera, Aphididae.